AUUUCAGAUUACUGUAUGUAUUUAGAAAAUAAAACUUUGGAUUUCAUUACUCUUCUAGAUGUUGGAGAAAUUUAUUCCCGACUGCUGGAUCACAGGCCAAUUAUUCAAGGAGAAAUACGUUACUUUAUUAAAGAAUUUGAAGAAAAACGUGGCCUCCGAGAAGUGAGAGUUCUUGAAAACCUUAAGACCAUGAUCUGUGAAACAAAUGACCAAACUCUCCCUACAUGUGAACAGGUGAUGCGUGACAAUCUGAAUGAAGCAUUCAAGAGAUUGCAAGCAGCCAAUGAUAAGAUCCACAGACUCCAGCAGAGGGAGCAGGAAGAAAGAAAGGUUCAGACUGACACACUAAUGGCUGGCGAAAAGCAGCAUCUAGCCCACUGGGAGGUGUUUAUGAAAGACCAACACAGCAAACGAGCUGAAGUGGAUGAAGAGCACAGAAAAGCUAUGGAACGCCUUAAAGAACAAUAUGCUGAAAUGGAGAAGGACUUGGCUAAAUAUGCUUCUUUUUAAGACCUUUUUCUUUGUGAUUUUUUUUUGUGUGCCAAUACUCUCUUGCUGCAGACUUACCAGAACAACACCGAGAUUCUUUCAGAAAGCCUAAUCAAAAUAGGGGCAACAUCCCUCCCCCACCCAUCCUCUUGUAACUAUAACAAACGUUUGUUUGAGGAAGAAGAGUUUUGCAUACCUCCCAACUUGAAGUGCCUCUGCAAUCUUAUUGUGGUCAAGGUGAUUGGUAUAUCACUCUUUUAGUUUGUUAGGACAGGCAGGUCUAGAAAUGGUAUUCUACUUUUAUACCAUGGCUUCAUCAAUUCAGGGAGUUGCAAACUACAAUUCCUUGGUUUUUGAAGACAGUCUUGUCUUCGAGGGGAAAAAAAUCUUAAUUUAGUUUUUGCUAUCUCUAUAUAAGCCCUCAGCACUGCCUAGAGAGCAGGUAUUAUAAAUGCAAGCCAUGCUUGGCUGAAAUUAGAGUGUACGCAUACUCAUCAAGUUAUUGUGAGAAAAACCAACAUGUCCUGCAAAACAGAGUAGGUUCUGUAAGAACUAGAAUGUGUUACUCAGGUACAGUUUUAGCUGCACCAUUAUGAAAUCAAGAGGAAAUAUUGAUUGCUUUCUAAAAUAGUCAUUACAAGAGUGGCUGUGAGGUCAGAGGAAACAAUGUUUACAGUCCUGAGAAGCCUUCCUCCACCCUCACCUGCCAAAAAAAAAAAAAAAAGAUAACUUGUAAAACAGUCCUUCCAUUAUCACUUUAUCAGAUACAGUAUUUACCUUAAGUAUUUAACUUAUCAUUGGUGCUCUCAGUAGGAUGAGCAGUGCUCCUGUGUUGGGACUUACCUAAAAUGUGUUGUAAUUACCUUAAAACCAUUGAGGAAAGAUCUGUUUUUGUCAGCAUGGCAAGUGAGUAAGUGGCAUUAAAAAUGAAGCAUCUUCAAUAUUAAUUUGUGUUCUUAUUAAUGUGUAUUAAGGAGUAUUUGCAACCUCCUGUCAUCACAGUGAUUUUUUUUAAUUUAAAAAAUUAAUAUAAUAGCAAUAAAACUGACUAGCGUAGCCAAAUUUUCCUUUUGUAAACCAAGUGAAAUUAAAUGCAAUAACUGAAUGAAACUUGAUGCAAGCUCAUCUGAGUGACAGGAAGAUCUUUCUAAUAUUAUUUUAACUACUAUGCAAUAUAAAAUUAAAAGCAGGUAAAAAUAAACAGAACUUGCUUAUUAUCUGUGUUGUAACUACACUAUGCAGACAAUGGUUGCCUGUGUAAAUUUAUGGCUUGGUGUCAAGGCUCCAUUCCUGGCAGCAUGUUGAUAAUAUGAUUAAAGUUAGCAGAGGAGAUGGAAUAAGUAUUUGAGUUUUCUUUCAAUAACACUGAAUUCCUGCCAAACUGCUCUAUCCGCUACUGUAGGCCUGACAGCUUCAUCAAUCAUCAUCUGGUACCUGGACUGAAAAGAGCCCUUGCUGACACUGAAGCAUGGUGGAAUGUUGUUAAUUCUGUUGUGGAUGGAAAAAUCAUAGAUGGAUCCAAAUAUUUCACGUAUAAAAAGUAUGGGGAACCUACUAAUGAAAAACCCCUAUUGAACAGAAGGUGAUUUCUGGAAUAUCUUUAAGCUUAUGUACCCAGUGAUGAAUUGAUGCUGUAACUGAAAGCCUAGAUUUACAUGUUUCAUCAGAAAAACAGAAGAUACUGUUGCCUGUCUUUAUGGUCCAGAGUCUUGAUAGCUUUUGUUCAUUUUAAAGAUAAACUGAAAGUACUCUCUUCCAAAAGAUGUUUUAAAAUGAAUGCCCUCAAAACUAAAAUAAUUUUCUGACAAAAUGUACUUUGUCUCCCUUGGCACUGAGUGAGUUUGAUUUGUGUGUUAUUCCUAUAAAAUAAUAAUAUCACGUUCAUUCAGUUUUGAAUAAAAGUAAACCUACCUAUGCCUGACUGAAGGCUAAUAAAAUGAUAUAGGUGUUGCAAGACUAGUGUAUACUGCACAUCUGUACAAGAGUAAAAAUUUUAAGCCUGGGGUCUGUACUUCAUUGACCAAGAAAACGCAAAAUAGAUUAAAUGAAUGAUAAUACCCAAGGAUAACUAUUUUCAAAAGCCAGCAAUACUUUGAGCUUUUGAAAAUUCCCCCUCAAGAUUAAUUUUGGGAAUUUGUGCAUUUAGGAAAUAUCUUGAAGAAAAGUGUUUACAGUUGAUCUUUAAUGCACAAACAAACAACAGUCUGUUUAUUGGCCUUUAGUGAGAGACUACAAGGAAAUAUGUAUCUAUUCAGUAGUCUUCAUUUUUAAAAAGUAUAUUGUGCUGUAGUUUUUAAAAUCAAUUAACAGUAUAUACACCUGGACUUUAGAGUGGUUUAGCAAGUGGAAGAAGAAUAAUGCUUUGUUCUAAAGCAUAAAAGGAAAACUGUAGUGCUUAGUUAUAGCUUAAAUAGCUAAACAAGUUCAUCAUGUCUGGAUAUCUGAUUUUUUUAACCUGUCUUUCAAUAUUUGUUUAGAGAAUGAGGCUAUGGUCUAUCAGGAGGCUAAUGAUACUUCUCAGCAGAGGCUUUUGCUUUUUUUGUUUGUUUGUUUGUUUGUUUUUAAAUGUUAGGGUAGGAUUUGAAAUACCUGUUACAUCCAUUUGGGGGAAAAUUCAUAUGAAAGGACUUUUAAAGUUGUGUAAUAAGCUACAUUAAAAAAUUACAUGUUUAGGCUGGAUUAAAAUGUUUAAAUUAUUAACAAUUAAGCUUUACAGUUGGUUUUUAAAAAAUCUCGGUGGACUCUACUGGUAGAUAGAUCAGACAGACUUUUGAUUUUUGCUACUUUUGAAUGAUGAAGCUAAUGUUUGCAAACCUGCUUCAUAUUAGACUGUUUGAAUUGCAGUACUUUUAUAUUUAGUACUCCCGAGUCUAAACUAUAUUGUUUUAUUCUUUUAUGUAACUAGAAAUAGUGGGUAGAAUAUCCUAUGCACACUGGAAUUUUUCUAACAUUUUAAAUGAGCUUUCUGUUUUGACAUCUAUACAGCAAGAAAGCACUCACUACUUCCACUUCAAGGAUGGUACAAAAACUGCUUCUUAAGUGAUAAUACUCGGCUUAAAAGUAUUAGUUAUACCAAUAGUUGAAUAGUCAUACUGCUUUUUUAAUUUUUAAUAUUGAUCAACACCUUGUUUAAAAAUACAUUUUAAAAAUCCUGUCUCCAGCUAUUCUGGUGCCUCUAAUUUCAUUGGUUCCUGAAGCUGACCUUUUAAUAGGGGGAAGAGGAAGAUACUCUUGCUUAGAUUCUCACCUAUGCUAACUAACCCUAGGUGAUACCUCUAAGAGAAAUUCCACAACCUAUGACUUGGGAUUGGAAUAUCACAUCUUCAUUGGCUUUUAUUUAUAAAUAAAAUUUCAAACUUGUAUUAAACUUGUAUUAAAUUGGAGAAAAUAAAUGAAAACGUUAUCACCCAUGAUUCAUUUCAUUAACGGGUUAAUUCUUCAGUUGAAGAGGGUCCUUUACCUCUGUACACACCCUGGACCUUGCAAUUUGCAGGUACUCACAAAUAGUGAGUCAAACAGCCAUUAAUCAUACUAGCACACUCAUCUCAUGUGGCCAAACUAGAGAAUCUACUAUAUAUUUCAGAGAGUUUGUGUGUCUGUCUGUCUGUGUCUCAGCUGGGGGACAUGCAUGCUUCCUCUGUCUGUGACCAUGGCAGCUGCAAUGGCCAUGGACAGGUGCUUUUCACCUGGCCCCAAGUUGCUGCAGUGACAGUGAGCUCAAGUUGUCCUCUCUCCCCAGAGUGGCUUGCACACUCAACCCCUCAUCCCCAGCCGUACCCAAGAAUGAUAUAAAUGAAGGAAAGUAAAACUUAUUUGCAUUAAGGAUCUGAGCAAUGCUGGGUACAUCUUCUAGUGAUAUCUAAUUGAGCCAAAA
Molecule: messenger RNA, 4363 nt
Organism: Pelodiscus sinensis (Chinese soft-shelled turtle)
Lineage: Eukaryota; Metazoa; Chordata; Testudines; Trionychidae
Source: RefSeq, a predicted model, not a curated record